Messenger RNA from Cotesia glomerata, 812 nucleotides. RefSeq lists its product as uncharacterized. Bases 198 to 752 code for a protein of 184 amino acids. Lineage: Eukaryota; Metazoa; Arthropoda; Insecta; Hymenoptera; Braconidae. The transcript has 3 exons. The record is from RefSeq and is a predicted model, not a curated record.
GAACUACGAGAAUCUGCUCAGACGAAAAACUAUUAUUAGUUCAGUUAGUUGAUGCAAAAAAAACUGUCGUUGAGUGUAAGACAACUGAUAAAGUUUCAUCAAAAACAAAACUUGAGGCCUGGAAUCAAAUAAGUACCGAAUUUAAAAAAUCAUUUCCUUUUCGAUCGGCUGAAAGCCUGCAAUUAGCUUGGAAAAAUAUGAAAACUGCAGCUAAGAAAUAUUCUAAAAAGUUGAAAGAACAAAGCAUGGGAACAGGUGGAGGAGGGAAAAUUAUCUCAAGUGAUCCAGUUUUUGAUGCUGCUUUAAAUUUUAUGCAUCAUCUUACUGUGGAAGGAUUACACAAUGAAUUCGAUAAUGAUGCUGAGUCUACAAUUAAUGAUAUUAUUUAUGACAAUGACACAGAAAACGAUUGUCGAUCCGAAAGUGAUGUAUUUGAGUAUUUGGUGAGGAAUAAUCAAAUCAAUGAUUGGAAAAAAGGAGGCCCGUCUAAUUUAAAGUCAGCUAUAAGUGCUCCGUUGAAAGUUAAAAAUGGAACUCAAAAUAAGCCAAACAGUAAAUUUUCUGAUGAAGAAAUUUGUUUAAAACCUAAGGAUGAACUUGCUUUACUAUUAUUACAAAACGCGCAUGAAAAACACAAAUAUGAGAUUGAGUUAUUAAAGUUGCAAAUUAAAAAAGAAUUUUUAUUAAUUCAAAAAAUUAAAGGAAAUAAUAUUGAUUAUCAGAGUGACGAAGAUGAUGAAGAUCAAGUUUAAAUAAUAUUUCCAAAAUUAUUUUGCCUCACAGUAUUUUCUUCAUUAAUUGUAAUAACUGGA